UUUUUGUUCUCUCUCCUUCUCCGGGGACGAUUUUGACGUGACUCCAGUGUCUAGGUUUAGCACAGCUACUUUGCCUGUGCUAACUGUGCUAACCUGCUUCUUUGUAGUAAAGUUUUACUAAUAAAAAAGUGUCUUUCUCUACCUCAACUACUACGAGAUGGCGGGAAACUUCUGGCAAAGUUCUCAUUAUCUGCAGUGGGUUCUGGACAAGCAGGACCUGAUGAAGGAGCGACAGAAGGAUCUGAAGUUUCUCUCAGAAGAGGAGUACUGGAAGCUGCAGAUCUUCUUUGCCAAUGUGAUCCAGGCUUUGGGGGAACACUUGAAGCUGCGGCAGCAGGUCAUUGCUACUGCAACUGUUUACUUCAAACGCUUCUAUGCCAGGUAUUCCCUGAAAAGUAUAGAUCCGGUGCUCAUGGCUCCUACCUGUGUUUUCCUGGCUUCUAAAGUUGAGGAAUUUGGAGUUGUGUCCAAUACCAGGCUGAUCUCUGCAGCAACAUCUGUGUUGAAAACAAGAUUUUCUUAUGCCUUCCCAAAGGAGUUCCCUUACAGAAUGAACCAUAUAUUAGAAUGUGAGUUCUACCUUCUGGAGUUGAUGGACUGCUGCCUGAUAGUGUACCACCCAUACAGACCACUGUUACAGUAUGUACAGGAUAUGGGACAGGAAGACAUGCUGCUGCCCCUGGCCUGGCGAAUAGUGAAUGACACCUACAGGACGGAUCUGUGUCUGCUCUACCCUCCCUUCAUGAUUGCCUUGGCCUGUCUGCAUGUCGCCUGUGUGGUCCAGCAGAAAGAUGCCCGGCAGUGGUUUUCAGAGCUUUCCGUUGACAUGGACAAAAUCCUGGAGAUCAUCCGUGUCAUUCUGAAGCUCUAUGACCAGUGGAAAAACUUUGAUGACAGAAAGGAGAUAGCUGCCGUGCUCAACAAGAUGCCUAAGCCCAAACCUCCUCCUAACAGUGAGAGUGACCAGAGCUCCAACGGGAACCAAAGCAACUCCUACAGCCAGUCCUAGCGUGGCGUCUACAUUUCUGUGGUAAUCCAUGUAGAGAGAGGGGUGGAUCUUUUUUUAAAAUGUCACACAACACCACCUUUGUGAUGUUAGCUGAAAAAAAAAAAAAAUCACAUUUCAGCAAACCCAAGAUGUCCCCUCAUCUACGACCAAAACCCCCCAACAAACACUGAGAGCCACGUCUUCUCUUUUCCCUCCUCUGAUCACUGUGGGUUUAUGGAUUGAGCGAGCAGCCACUGAAAUGUCUCGAUGAGGCUCUGUACUCUGUGCUCCAGACUUGAAAUGAACUAAAAAAACUGAGGAACAUUUGGAGGUAAGGUGGUGCAGAGAGGGGAGCUGGGAAUGUGGUGGGAAAACAGAUGUGAUGGUUCAGUAGAAACCUGCUUUAAUGUCAUUGUGAUUAUCCUGACAUCCUUGAACAGCCCAGAGGAGCGAGUCCCGAGCGCUCCGAGGGAUUCGAGAAAACUUGAUCACAAGUACUGUGUGUGUGUGUGUGUGCGUGUGUGUGAGUGUGUACAAUGUGAGUAGCCAGUCUGGGUUGGGUUUUCAUUCCUCAGGGAGUAUAGUAGUCUUCUCUGUAAAAUGAUUUGAUCCUGUGUGGAUCUGAUUGGAUACCCCGACCCUGUGAGGUGUCUGCUGGUUGAUCAUGAACCAUGGCAGGUAAAAUCCCAAGAGAGGCUCCUCGCUAUGGUAGAAAUUAACUCUUUGAAUACAAUAAUUUACUGUUUUAGAAUCAUGACAACUCCACCUCCUCCAUCCCAUUCCCUCUUUGCUUUUGUAAAUAUCCUUAUAAUUUUAUUCAUUUAUUUUAUCUUUCAAGUUUUUUGGCUUAAUUAAUGAAACUUAAAUCAAAAAUCAUGAGCUGUUUUUAGCUUUGUGCUUCAGAUAAAAAGGGCCCCCGUUUGUUUGUUUCACCGUCAUGAUUCUGUCGGCUGCAAAUCUUAUUCAUUUUAUUGUAAUUAUUUUUUUUUUCCAUUUAUUCUGCUUUAGUUGUAGAAUAAUGUGUUGCUUAAAAAGCUGUAUUUGGUUGUUUUUAAUUUGUCAAAAAAAUUGCUUUUUUUGGACUAAACGCAAAUUACAAUCGUUCUAGAUUUGUCUGCACACUUUUGGUUGUACAUUCUUCUUAUUUACCGCCAUCUAUUUAAUCGCUGAAUUGUGGCAACGUAUGUGUGCAUAUACCUGUCAUAUCGAUGUCUAUAUUUUUGUGAUGUAAUUACAGUGGGAGCUGUGUGUGUGUGGCUGUGCUCAAAACAAGGUGCUUGAAAGCCUUACAAAAUGAAAGCUGCUGGUUACAGAGAAAACCCUUCAUAAAAGCACACUGUCCCUUUCAGGCGAACUGUAAAAUGCAUUUUUAGGGCUGAAUGUUGUCGCAUUGCUGGGAUGCAUCUUCAUUUUUUUUUUCCUCAGUGGCUUCCUGUACACAUCAAUUUUGUCACUAUCGGUACAAAAACAUGGUGUUUGAACGCCACUAGCCCGUCACUUUCUCAUACUGAGUGAAAGAGACAGAAGCCACUGAGGCAAGUUGGAUGCAGCCUUGUUCUGCUUCGCCUUCUGUCAUUUUUUCCUGCCCUUCAGCAGUCUCCAUCUGCUGUACGACAGUUCACAUGAAUGGGUGUGGAAAUUUAAAGGGCUUCACCCCGCCUAAAUAAUUCUACUAGUUCUGGUAAAAAAAAAAACACAUGGCCCAAAAUUGUUUUAUUACUUGAAAGUCUUUGUUUUUUAAUUUUGGAGGAUGAAUUAUGGUAAUAAAAAUGUAUGGUGUGCAUAACAAAA
Molecule: messenger RNA, 2779 nt
Organism: Sebastes umbrosus (honeycomb rockfish)
Lineage: Eukaryota; Metazoa; Chordata; Actinopteri; Perciformes; Sebastidae
Gene: ccnc
Product: cyclin C
Exons: 12
Coding region: 158-1009 (283 amino acids)
Biological process (GO): positive regulation of transcription by RNA polymerase II
Cellular component (GO): nucleus; mediator complex
Molecular function (GO): cyclin-dependent protein serine/threonine kinase regulator activity
Source: RefSeq, a predicted model, not a curated record